GCAGUGGGGGCCUACCGACCAUACCGUAGUCCAAUCUUUGGUUCAGAGAUCUUUCCGCGGGGGCUUCUUGGGGUGGUCUGCUCGGGGAUACGGAAGCUGAAACCGUAGAUUAGAACGAGCGGCGCAAGGAUUCGGUUCUUUACGGCUUCCAUUCGGUCUCGCGAGGAUGAUGGCGCGACUCUCGCGAUAAGUGGGUGCGGGCGGAGAAGAGGGAGAUCCGAGCAGCGGCGGCAACUGCAAGCGGGCGGCGAGGAAAAAGGCAGCCAUGGAAGAUCUGGGGGAGAACACCACCGUCUUAUCCACCCUGAGGUCCUUAAACAACUUCAUUUCCCAGCGAGUGGAGGGAGAGUCUGGCCUGGAUAUAGAUACCUCUGCCCCGAGUUCUCUGCAAAUGCAGUACCAGCAGAGCAUGCAGUUGGAGGAAAGAGCCGAGCAGAUUCGCUCAAAGUCCUACCUCAUCCAGGUGGAGCGAGAGAAGAUGCAGAUGGAGUUGAGUCACAAGCGGGCACGCGUGGAGCUGGAGAAGGCAGCCAGCACCAGUGCCAGGAACUAUGAGCGCGAGGUUGACCGUAACCAAGAGCUCCUGGCACGCAUCCGGCAUCUUCAGGAGCGGGAGGCUGAGGCGGAGGAGAAGAUGCGGGAGCAGCUAGAGCGCCACAGGCUGUGCAAGCAGAGCCUGGACACUGCCAGCCAGCAGCUGCGAGAGCAGGAGGACAGCUUGGCCACAGCCAGCGAGACGAUCAGCACAUUGAAGGGACGAGUCUCAGAGAUUCAGUGGAGCUUGAUGGAUCAGGAAGUGCAGGUGAAGCGGCUGGAGUCUGAGAAGCAGGAGCUCCAGGAGCAGCUUGACCUGCAGCACAGAAAAUGGCAGGAAGCAAAUCAGAAAAUUCAGGAGCUCCAAGCCAGCCAAGAAGCCAGAGAAGACCAGGAACAGAAGAUUAAGGACUUGGAGCAGAAACUGUGCCUGCAGGAGCAGGACGCUGCUGUCGUGAGGAGCAUGAAGUCUGAGCUGCUGCGGCUGCCCAGGGUGGAGCGGGAGCUGAAGCAGCUGCGGGAGGAGAAUGCCCACCUGCGGGAGAUGAGGGACACCAACGGGGUGCUCACAGAGGAGCUGGAAGGGCUGCAGCGGCGGCUGGGCCGGCAGGAGAAGAUACAGGAAGCUUUGAUUGGCCUGGAGCUGGAGAAGGAGAGGCUGCUGGCAAAGCUGCAGUGCUGGGAGAUGCUGGACCAGACCACAGGUUUGAAUCUCAGGACCCCGGAAGACCUUUCCAGAUUCAUUGUUGAGCUGCAGCAGCGAGAGCUGGCCCUGAAGGAGAAGAAUAAUGCCAUCACCAACAGUGCCCGGGGGCUGGAGAAGGCCCAACAGCAGCUGCAGGAGGAGGUGCGGCAGAUCAGUGGCCAGCUCCUGGAGGAGAGGAAGAAGCGGGAGAACCACGAGGCACUCGCCCGAAGGCUACAGAAGCGUGUCUUGCUGCUAACCAAGGAGCGGGACGGCAUGCGUGCCAUCCUGGGGUCCUAUGACAGCGAGCUUACCCAGGCUGAGUACUCGCCCCAGCUGACACGCCGCAUGCGGGAGGCAGAGGACAUGGUGCAGAAGGUGCAUGCCCACAGCUCGGAGAUGGAGGCUCAGCUGUCACAGGCCCUGGAGGAGCUGGGAGUCCAAAAGCAGAGAGCUGACAUGACCACUGACCUGGGGCAGAUACCUCUUCCCAAGUCUCAGCCUUCAGCAGCCACAGAAACUGAUUCCCCUCUCCAUGUGCACAAGCACAGCCCUCUGAGGGACACGCUGCUGCCAGGCCUCCAGGCUCCCCUAGGACCGUGGCUGCCAGCCCUUUUCCCUGUGUGCUUGAUUCGUUUGGAGCAGGCACUGCUGCUGGAGAUGGAGCUGAAAAUACUGAAGUCUCAGCCAAACUCUGCCGAGCCAAGCUUCCCAUUCUGCAGAGAGGAGGUAGACACGCUCAGGUUGAAGGUCGAGGAGCUGGAGGGGGAGCGGAGCCGCCUGGAGCAAGAAAAGAACAUGCUGGAGAUGCAGCUGGAGCGGCGUACUCUGCAGGGUGACUAUGAUCAGAGCAGAACCAAAGUGUUGCACAUGAGCCUCAACCCCACCAGCCUGGCCAAGCAGCGCCUUCGUGAGGAGCGGGACCGGUUGCAGGAGGAGUGCGAGCGGCUGCGAGGACUCGUGCGUGCCCUGGAGAGAGGAGGCCCUGUCCCUACUGAGCUGGAGGCCACCACUGGCCUGCCCUCAACCAAGGAGGUGUCAGAGCUUCGGAAGCAGGUGGAAAGUGCUGAGCUGAAGAACCAGCGGCUCAAAGAAGUGUUCCAGACCAAGAUCCAGGAGUUCCGCAAGGUCUGCUACACUCUGACAGGCUACCAGAUUGACAUCACCACUGAAAGCCAGUACAGGCUGACCUCACAGUAUGCUGAGCACAAGACUGACUGCCUCAUCUUCAAGGCCAUGGGACCCUCUGGCUCCAAGAUGCAGCUGCUGGAGACAGAGUUCUCCCGCUCAGUGCCAGAGCUCAUUGAGCUGCACCUGCUGCGCCAAGACAGCAUCCCAGCCUUCCUCAGCGCGCUCACCCUGGAGCUCUUCAGCCACCAGACCACCGCCUAGCUGCCACUGUGACCCAGCCCUCAGUGUCCUGGAAUCUGCCAAAGGCCGGUCAGGCAGCAGUGUGGUGUGAUCACCAUACGCAGCCAGUUGGGCCUCACCGGAGGGCACCCCUGCCCUACCCGCCCGCACAUCCUGACUGACCCAGCCCUGCACCAUACACUUGUGACUGUGGGAGGACAGUACCCGCCAUGGGGGCCUCACCCCCUGUCCUGCUUUGGAGUCAGCCCCUGAGGCUCCCCCUCCCCAGGCCCCACCCCCACUGCCCUGCUCACACACUGCACUGCUCAGACUUAGUCCCCCGGGAGCCGGUGCAUUCCCCACGUCCUCAAUUCAUGAAAUAA
Messenger RNA from Fukomys damarensis (Damara mole-rat), 2952 nucleotides. RefSeq names its product mitotic arrest deficient 1 like 1 (gene Mad1l1). Gene Ontology annotation, cellular component: nuclear envelope; kinetochore; mitotic spindle. The transcript has 19 exons. Bases 266 to 2611 code for a protein of 781 amino acids. Gene Ontology annotation, biological process: mitotic spindle assembly checkpoint signaling; attachment of mitotic spindle microtubules to kinetochore. The record is from RefSeq and is a predicted model, not a curated record. Lineage: Eukaryota; Metazoa; Chordata; Mammalia; Rodentia; Bathyergidae.